This is a messenger RNA of Oikopleura dioica, 1134 nucleotides long. Lineage: Eukaryota; Metazoa; Chordata; Appendicularia; Copelata; Oikopleuridae. The record is from the annotation of a GenBank genome assembly.
AUGAAAAAUCUUUCUUCAAAAACUUCACUCUCCUGUGCUGAAGAUCUUCCUGAUGUCAAGCCACCUCAUCCGUGUCAAGCCAAAGCUGACACGAUCGACAUUUUGGACGGAGCUCUCGUUUUGACGGAAGAAAUCAGCCGAAAGAGGGCGAAAUUCAACGUUGUCUGCGAUGAUGGAACUGUGAAAGGCGAAGUCAUCUGUGCAAAGCAGAAGAAAGGCGUGUUUUUCAAAGCGCCGACUUGGAGCGAUCAGAUCACGUGGCAAGACUCUUGGACAGGAAUUUGCAGAGAGUUCGCCCCACUGAGCAACUCGAUCAGCCCUGGUCUUCAAACUUGCUCCGAGUCGGAGAACUUCCCCGAACUGGCAGGUCCUAUGGGAAAAAUCGUCGGUGGAGUCCAAGUCCUCGAGAAUGAGUGGCCUUGGAUUGCUCAGUUGAAGUUCGACUUAAAUGAUGGGCAGGAGAGACUUUGCGGAGGAAGCGUCAUUGCCAAUAGAUGGGUCAUCAGCGCCGCCCAUUGUUGUCUGGACGUUCAGAGAGUCGUCGGGCGGUUCGGAGAUUUGAAGGCGAUGGAAUCUGACAGCAACGAAUACGAGCUCGAAGCCAGCGCCUGGUUCAAUCAUGCCGAGUACGACCAUUAUGCCUAUGAUAAAAACAACGAUGUCUGCCUGAUCAAAUUCAACGACGACAUCAUCGCUAGUGACCCAGACAGCAAAGUUCAAGCUGCUUGUCUCCCAAAAGCAGACAAGCAACAUGGCGCCGGUUGCUGGGUUGCUGGCUGGGGAUCUCAAUUUUUCGGGGGAUUUGCAAAUCCAGAUCUCCACUCUGUUGGAGUGAAUGUCUUCAGCGCUGAAUACUGCAUUGCGAAUUCCCCCUCGAUCUUCUUCCUCGAAGCUGACGACAUCUGCGCCUACAAACCAGAUCUAAAUGGCGAUGGAAUGCUCGAUGGUGGUGCCGCCGCUUGCAACGGAGAUUCCGGCGGACCUCUCAUCUGCCCAACCAAUGGAAAAGCAACUCUGGUCGGUCUCGUUUCAAGAGGAAUCGGCUGCGCCUGGGCAGGAUUUCCGAAUAAGUACACUUCGACCUUCGUUACUUCUAGUUGGAUCCAAGAGACUGUCGCCGCAAACGGACUUUAA